AGUGCUCAACCGGAUGUGCGACAUUGUUCUGGAAGGAAGAUCCCAGACAACAAAUACCUACAUACUUUCUGGCCUAAACACUGAGUGUUCAUCCCAAAAAUCAUUUUAAAAAUACUUUAUCCGUCUUGCUGAUCGACUUUAAAGUUAGUUUGACGGCUCGAAAAGGAAACAUUGUCAUGUCGUCGCCGCUGGAGAUGUCAGAAAUGUACGACAACGCUCUGCUGGGCAUCCUGCAGCACGUUGGCAACAUCCAGGACUUUCUUCAAGUCUAUUUUGGAUUUUUGUACCGAAAGACGGACUUUUAUCGCCUUCUUUCCAGUCCCAGUGACAAGAUGGGCUUCCCGCCUGGUGUCGCUGAAAAGAUGGUUGUCAAGACUUACAAAUUGUUUGAGAAGAUGGCCGAACACAAUCGUGAGCUACAGAGGAGACAGGAGGAGACCAGAACCGUUCCUCUGGCGGUCCAAGAACUGGAGGUCACCUCUGAGCCUCAGCAGGUGAGUCUGACAGAGGCCAGCUCCUCUUCGGAUCCCGUUCCUGGGCCUGAACCCCGACCCGCCAGUGGUAGCACUGGUCCACUGACUCAGGGGGACCAGGCGGCUGCCUCCAACGCAGCAGAGUGUAGUCCGCAGAUGCUCAAGCCCGAUUCGGACAGUUACAAUGGUGCCGUGAGGGAGAAGUACAAGUGGUCUCAGGACUACACCGACGUGGAGGUCCGCGUGUCUGUGCCCAAGUCGGUGGUCAAGGGCCGACAGGUGAGCGUCACGCUGCACAGCAACAGCGUGCGUGUUUGUGUGAGGGCGGGGCUGCAAGAGGAGACGCUGAUGGAGGGAGAGUUCACACAUAAGAUCAACACAGAAAAUUCCCUGUGGAGCCUCGAACCCAGCAACUGUGUCGUUCUGUCACUCAACAAGAUGUCGGAGGUUUGGUGGAAAGCUGUCCUCAAAGGUGAGGAGGAAAUCGAUGUGAACCAAAUCAACCGCGAGCGAUCCAUGGCGACCGUGGACGAGGAUGAGCACGCCGUCCUGGAUCGUCUCACCUUCGACUACCAUCAGAAGCUGCAGGGCAAACCGCAGAGUCACGAAAUGAAGGUGCAUGAGAUGCUGAAGAAGGGCUGGGAUGCUGAGGGCUCGCCGUUUAAAGGGCAGCAGUUCGACGCCUCCAUGUUUGACAUCCCACCCAGUGCAGUGCAGUUCUGAAGCUCCGCCCACUCGGGACGAAGAGACUGAAUUGUGCUGCUUGAUGUUCAGGUGUGCAUGUGUGUGUGUGCGUGUGUGUGAGAGCCACAUCAGACUUCAGCAUGAUUGGAUUAUUUAGCUUGUCAUUCCUCUACAUCCUCAUGUUUUUGGACAACUGGAAAGCGAUGUCGUCCAGUUUACGCGUUCGCAAGGUUUCUGUGUAUAAGGGGGGGUCAGCUGUGUAAGUAGCACCAUGACAUCAUAGUGUGACCUCCCAGCAUUAGAUGCCAAUCAGUCCAACACGUUUGUCCUGUUCUAUCAACACACUGCACUGUACCUGGGGCCGCCCCCUUUUCAACUCCCCACAAAAGAAAGACUGAAGUGAUGAACUGUCCACACGCGCCUGAGGUUCCUGGUGUCAUAGCAACAGUGAUUGUUGACAUAAAAGAAACAUGAGAUGAGUGUGUUGUUCUGUAAGUGCAAUCAGUCAAUGUUCACUACUUUUUGCUUUAUGUGCGGCUUCUGUGGUCAUGUGACCUGUGAGCGGUGCCCAUAUUUGAUAAGGUGUGCAUAUGUCAACAUGAUGAUGUAACGGAUACCAGCCAGUGUGGCUACGUAAGUGUACGCUGGUGAAACCUCACUCCCUCAGCCUUAAGAGCUGUGCUGAACGCUUGCUGGACAGUCCGGACUUGACCCCGCUAACCUCAAUGUACUUCAGGGGUUGAACUAAAUCAAAUUAUUCAAUGAAGAAGUUGAUAUUUUAUUUAAUACAUUAAGUGUCAUGUAUUAUUUAUGCUAUGAUAUAAAAUAAAUUACCAUC
This is a messenger RNA of Dunckerocampus dactyliophorus (ringed pipefish), 1995 nucleotides long. It is a transcript of the gene nudcd3, whose product is annotated as NudC domain containing 3. Gene Ontology annotation, biological process: protein folding. Bases 177 to 1196 code for a protein of 339 amino acids. The transcript has 6 exons. Gene Ontology annotation, cellular component: cytoplasm. NCBI's taxonomy places the organism in Eukaryota, Metazoa, Chordata, Actinopteri, Syngnathiformes, Syngnathidae. The record is from RefSeq and is a predicted model, not a curated record.